Corchorus capsularis is the source of this 5088-nucleotide messenger RNA. NCBI's taxonomy places the organism in Eukaryota, Viridiplantae, Streptophyta, Magnoliopsida, Malvales, Malvaceae. The record is from the annotation of a GenBank genome assembly.
AUGAGUGACGACGGUAAUGAUGCCGCGCCUCCUCGUUACUUUCUGGAGCUUAUGGAGCUGAUUAAGUCCAACGAUCAGAAAGCGAGUGAGAGAAUAGCUUUUAUGGAGAAGUCUAAUGCUAUUAUGGAGGAGCAGGCGAGCAAUGGUGGACGUGGUGCUGAAGGUACUCCCAAAGAAACGCCCCCACCUCCACCACACUUUAACUCGACUCCCAUACUGGUGGAUAAUGAUACUGAGUAUGUUACCAAGGAGCAACUUGAGAAGAUUUUCCAGAAAAAGAAUGUCGCCAGCUCUGAGUUUGACUUGAAGCUCCCAUACUCUAAAAGGGUGGCAAUGAAACAAUACCCUAAGGACUAUGUUAGUCCAAAGUUCAAGCAGUUUGAUGGGAAGUCUGGGGAUGCCAAUGAGCAUGUCAUGAAGUUUGUGGAGACAUUGGGAGUUGCUGGGUCUGUUGAGUCUUGGAGCCACAUGUGCACCCUCUUUGGGGAGAAAUUCUUCUCCACACAGGAGAGAGUAACGUUGAUUGACUUAGGGAGAGAACAUCAAAGGCGUGGAGAGGACCUCAUGGACUACAUCCAGCGUUUUAGGGAGAGAGUGUUGGAUAUUCAUGAGCAACAUGAUGAGAAGGAGCUGGUGAAAGUGUGUCUCCAAGGGAUGUUUGAUGAAUACAGGGUUCACCUAGAGAAUUUGAGCUUGUAUACGUUUGCUGUGUUAGUAGAAGCUGCAAGAAGGACCAACAAUACGGUGACGAGACAAAGGGAGGCGCAGCAGAGGGUGAAUCAUCCGUUUGCUGAAUGCAGAAAUAUGAGGAGGCUCUUGGAUAGGAAAGUGAGAAAUGGGGAAGUUGUAGUUGACAACAGGGGAGUCAGAAACAACCCUCUACCUGUACAUGGGGGUGAUGUUGCUGCAGUCAUACACUCAGUCCAUGAUGAGCCGCAUACCGAAGAGGAAGAUGAUACGCGUGUCGCCGCUUAUGUGAUUGCAACCAUAGCAACUUCAUUGCUAAAGACUCCGAAUGUUAGAAAUUUCUUUGAUCAACUGGGAUUCUCUGAGGAUACAAGAAAGGAGGCAGCUGAGGCGUUGGUUCAUAUAGCUGAUAAGUACCAUGGUGAGGGUGGUCUGGUAGACUCAAGUAUGAAAAGGAUGAGUCGUGCUUAUAGAAAUGCCAUUGUAUUUACUGAGGCAGAUAUGUGCACACCAAACCCCAAUCAUAACAAACCUCUCUAUAUGGAGAGUAUUAUCAAUGGUGUGAAGGUGAGGAGAACUUUUGUUGACGAUGGGUCAGGAGUGAAUCUCAUGCCUCUUUCUACGAUGUAUGCCCUUGAAAUUGAUAUCAAAAGUCUACGCCACCCCAUGACACUUAACUCUUUCAGUAACCAGGAAAUUCGCACCUUGGGGUACACUACAGUUAAUUUUAAGCUGGGUAACAUUCAGGAGCAGGCUAUUUUCGAUUUGAUAGAUGCGAAUGUGGCAUAUAACCAAGGCAAAGAGGUCUUCAUUCCAGCUACUAAGGCUCCCUUUGAGAAAUAUGAGGUGAGGUAUGCUGAGGCUGCUUUCUUUGAUGAAGUAGCAGAGGAAGGUGAGGGAGUACUCUCUAGACCUGUGGGGCUAAGGUUAUCACGUUGGGAGGAGUAUGCCGAAGAGGGCAAGGCAGGUGGUGAGCCUAGCUUCAAGCGUACUAGGAGAGGAGGAAGAAGGAAGCGUGGACGUACAGAGGGAAGUGAGAUGGUUAAGCAGACUAAGGAGUCUCCUGAGGGAGACGUAACUUGUAUGCAAGUAGAGACGGAAGCAGUAGUUGGAGAAGUGGCUCCUGCCCCGGAGACGUUCCAAGAUAAGCCUAAGCCACAAGGGGAUGAGUUAGAGGAGACAAAUUUGGCCAUGGAAGGGGGUACAAGCAAGCCAUUGUUUAUAAGCAAAAGCGUUACUGGGGAGCAAAUGGAUACACUUAUUGCUCUACUGAAGGAGUAUGAAGAUGUAUUUGCCUGGUCUUAUGAACAAAUGCCUGGUUUAAAUGAGAACUUGGUUACUCAUGAGCUACAUAUCUCCCCCAGUAGUAAACCACCUAUCCACCAUCCUACUUGGCUUGCAAAUGUGGUGCUAGUAAAGAAGAAGAAUGGGUCAAUCAGGGUGUGUGUGGACUUUAGGGACUUGAAUAAAGUAUGUCCUAAGGAUGAUUUCCCACUCCCCAACAUAGAUACACUUGUAGAUGCUACAGCAGGUCAUGAGAUGUUCUCAUUUAUGAAUGGUUUUAGUGGGUACAACCAAAUCAAGAUGUGCAAGGAGGAUGCGGAGAAGACUGCCUUUAGAACACCCAUUGGAAACUUUUAUUAUACUGUGAUGCCGUUUGGGUUGAAGAAUGCAGGUGCAACCUACCAACGAGCAAUGACAGCUAUAUUCCAUGAUAUGAUGCAUGUGUGUAUUGAGGAUUAUGUGGAUGACAUAGUUGUGAAAUCCAAGAGGGUGUCUGAUCAUUUUAGUGACUUGAGGAGGGUCUUUGAAAGGUGCAGAAAGUAUAAGUUACGCAUGAACCCUUUGAAAUGUGCAUUUGGAGUGACAUCGGGGAAGUUAUUAGGAUUCAUGGUGCACAGGAAGGGCAUUGAUGUUGAUCCAGCAAAAGUUGCAGCUAUUAGAGAGUUGGCACCCCCUGUUAAUCAGAACCUCCUCAAGAAAGGUGUUCCUUUUAUCUGGGGUGAGCCACAGAAGAAGUCUCUCGAAAGAGUUAAGGAAGUGUUAGCUUCCCCACUCACCAUAACGCCACCAAUAAAAGGUCAGCCUAUGAUGCUUUAUUUAACAUCAACUAAUGAGUCUAUAGGUUGUCUACUUGUACAGGAAGUGGAAGGAGUGGAACGACCUGUAUAUUAUCUGAGCAGGUGUCUCUACGGGAGUGAACGCAACUACUCACCCAUAGAGAAACACUACCUCUCUUUGGUCUUUGCCAUCCAGAAGCUACGGCACUACCUCCUGACUCACAAGGUGACAGUGGUGACUAAGUCAGACCCAAUCAGAUAUAUCCUUUACAGGCAAAUCCUAGUUGGAAGAGCUGCAAAGUGGUUACUUUUGUUGGGGCAAUUUGAUUUAUCUGUGGCGCAACCCAAAGCGAUCAAGUCUCAAGCACUAUCUGACCUAUUGGCAUAUUUUCCUACACAAGCUGAGGAGGUGGUCACAAUAGACUCCAUGCCAGGAGACAUUGAUGGUGAGGUGUGUUGUAACCAGCCUCUAAUAGGUGAAUGGACCUUGUACUUUGAUGGUUCAGCAACUGCUACUGAAGGGGAGUUUGAGGCGUUGAUUUUAGGGUUAAAUACAGCCAAAAUCAUUGGAGUAACUGAGUUGUGCAUCAUUGGAGACUCCAACCUUGUGGUGAAGCAAACUAAUGGCGAAUUUGCGCUGAAGGAGCCCACACUUGCCCCUUACCGAGAGCUUACUCGUGUGAUGUUAGACCACUUUCAGUCAGUUAGGUGUGAGCAUACCCCAAGGUCCUCUAACAGGUACGCAGAUGCUCUUGCUACUUUGGCAUCGAAGAUACACAUACCUGGACAGAAGGAGGAGAUAUCAUUAUUAGUGCAGAGAUGGUCGGUGCGUGGCCCACUUGCUAGAAUGACAGAGUAUUAUUUGGGGGAAGUGUCAAAAGGUACAGAUUGGCGUACUCCUAUUAUUGAGCAGCUGAGAGAGCGCAAGUCCAGCAAUCUCCGUUUCCUCAAAAAUUACACCAUGAUACAAGAGGCGCUCUACUACAGAGGGCCUAAUGGGAUACUAGCUAGGUGUAUCUCACCUGAGGAAGCAAAGGAGAGACUACGUGCAUCGCAUAAGCAGUGGUGUGGCAUGGUGGGACCUCCAUUGUAUCGUAGAAUGCAGAGAGCUGGUUAUUAUUGGCCGACUAUGAGUGGUGAUUGUGCAAACGCCAGUAUGCCUGCCCUAGGUUUUCAGAGCCCCCAGAUGUUAAUGAUUGUCACUUUGUGGGUUCAUGGGAACGCUAUACAUGCCCCAGCAGUGGAACUACAUAGCGUGACCACUCCAUGGCCUUUUCAUACUUGGGCAUUUGAUUUGAUUGGCCCCAUCAAUCCGCCGGCUAAGGGGCACAUAUGGAUUCUUGCUGCAACGGAGUGUUUUACCAAGUGGGUAAAGGCAGUGCCUUUGAAGAAAGCAACAGGACCAGCAGUAGCCAGCUUCAUUAAGGAGAACGUGGUUUGUAGGUUUGGGAUUCCCAGACGUAUCAUUUCUAAUAAUGGCACUCCCUUUGUGAAUAAAGAUGUGAGAAAGUUAUUAGCUUUAUACGACAUUUACCAUGUCAAAUCCACCCGCUACUAUCCACAAGGAAAUGGGCAAGAAGAGGCCACCAACAAGACGUUAUUGAGGGUAUUGAGCAAGAUGGUUCAUAAGGAUCCUAAGUUGUGGCCCGAUGCCGGUAGCAUUAUUGCCGGUACUCCAUUUUCGUUGGUGUAUGGAACUGAGGCUGUGGUGCCAUCUGAAUUGCUUGUGCCUUCUGCCAGACUUGCUAUCGAUGCCGGGCUUACCCAUGAUGAGAUGAGGGGAGUAGAGUUGAAAGCACUAGAGGGGAGGAGAGAUAAGGCUAAGAAGAACUUCCAGGUAUACCAGAGGCGCAUAAGCAGGGCAUAUGACAAGAUGCUUCACAUGAGAAGUUUUGAGCCGGGUUUUCAGGUGCUUCGCGCUGCUGACCACGUGAUGAGAGGUGCUCCUCCAUCGCACAAGUUCAGUGAGAAAUGGGAGGGUCCUUAUAUAGUUCAUGAAGUGCACAAUAGUGGUUACUACACAUUGCUCAACCCUAAAAACAACAAUGCUUUCAUUACACCCAUCAACUUCCACUACAUCAAGAAAUAUCAUUCGGGAAAAAAAAUAAAUAAAACGCUAAAGGAGGCCCAGCAGCGCGCCAGGGGAGACUUCCCAGCUGCACGCGCCAGGGGAGACUCCCCCAGCAGCGCACCAGGGGAGACUCCCCCAGCAGCGCGUGCGCCAGGGGAGACUCCCCCAGCAACGCGCGCCAGGGGAGGCUCCUGCGCUCCAGGGGAGGCUCCCCUAGUAGCACGCGCCAAGGGAGGCUCCCCAGCAGCGAGUCAGGGGAGGUAUUCCUAG